CAUAAAUGCUAAAUGCCAUCGAAGGUACAACGCUUGGUAACUCUUCUGCUCCUUUAUCCUCCUUCAGCUGAAGAACAAUGGCUUCCUUCAGCAACCUGACUAUUGGCAUUGCUGUUGCCAGUUUUACUGUAUUUCAGCUCCUGUUCCACGUUUUAAGUUCUUGGGUGUCAACACGAAUAACGCCCGGUUUUAACAAUCUCGGCCAAAAAAGGAAGAUCGAAUGGAAUUCAAGGACAGUGUCCACAUUCCACGCCUUGGUGGUUGGUGGGUUUUGCCUAUAUAUUUUGUUGUAUGAUGACGCUGUUAAUGCUGACCGUCUCUGGGGUGACCCUUCAAUUGUGAAACUGAAUAUUGCUAUUACCACAGGCUACCUCAUUUCUGAUUUGUUGCUUAUUAUUUACUACUGGAAGGCAAUUGGUGACAAAUUUUUUGUAAUACAUCACUUGGCAGCUCUGUACGCUUACUAUUUUGUACUGAGCAAAGGUCUGUUGGCUUAUUUUGGAAACUUCCGUCUGCUUGCAGAGUUCUCCACUCCUUUUGUCAAUCAGCGGUGGUUUUUUGAAGUACUAGGAUAUCCCAAAUCUUCAAAGGCCAACAUCAUCAAUGGUGUGCUGAUGACAGUUGUGUUCUUCGUGGUGAGGAUUGCCGUCAUGCCUAUAUAUUACAGCCAUGUAAUUUCUUCGUUUGGAACAGAGGCUUUCCAGAGAUUAGGAUUUGCAGCCCAGAGUGCCUGGAUUAUCUCAAGUGUUGUCUUGGAUGUUAUGAACGUGAUGUGGAUGGUCAAAAUUGCAAAAGGAUGCUACAAAGUCAUUUGUCUUGUCGGACAGGAGGAAGCCAAAACUCAUAGAAACGGAAAAUCUGCCUAGAAAUCACAUGCGUAAAAUGAAAUUUCUGCUAUGAAAAUAAUUUGGGUUCACUGAAGCAGUGCACAUUUCUGCCAUGGAAUGCUCCUCUUAAGGAAACAAGGUAUUACCUCUGUACUGACCUUACUCUUCCCCUAGCCACACUGCCUGCACACCCAGGGCCACGCUUUACGGAUCCUGUCCGGUGAGGAAUAAAAGCAAAAGCUCAUACAAAUGAGUUCCACGUGUCUGCUCUGAGCAGUUACAAGCUACUGAAAUUAGAAAGGAGCAGACUGGUUACUUGCUUGUUGUCCACCAGUGUGUUUGAAGUGUUUCACUCAGGUUUCUCAGAUUAAUGUUUUAUAAAUCCAGUGAAUACUGACAUCUCUCUUUUUUUAGAAAACAAAAAACCUCCCCAAACUCCUGAUAUGGUGCAAUUUUCCUGGCACGUUUCUAUGUUUUCUUCUAGGAAUAGCAAUCAAGAUUUCAUUCUUGACAACUUUUUAAUUUUUGCAAGAAAAGCUAAAAAAUUAGCUUUGAUUCUGUGAAGUCUUUUACUGCUUUUUGUUCUGCCUUAUAUGAAUGCAAACCAUUUUGGGAAAUUUAUGAAAUAAUUUUAUCUAAAAUGCUGUAUUAUAAGACUACAGAAUAUCUUAAAAAUUGUUAAAUUCUCUGAUUUUGAUGGGAAGGAUUCACUUUUGCUGUGUUAGAUUACAUGCAAUAGUACAUCAUCUAAAUUGCCUGUGGAAUUUUUUUCAUAAGUGUGUGGAAACAGCAUAAUUCUUACUGGAGUGCUUUUUCCUUUGCUGCUACUACCUUUGAGAAGUGCUGCAACUCAGAGUUUUUUUAACCAUUGGCUAUUUGGAUGCGAAGUUUAAUUGUAAAGAGAGACAAUUCUUCUGUAUAUGUGCUGUGUAACUUACAGUGAUACUUUUUUUUUCUUUUAUCACAGAAAUGACCCAUUUGAUAUGAAGUGUUGAGCUUUUUUGUCACAUUUUCCUUCUUAAUCACAUCAGAAAUCUGAGUUGUUGACUAAAAACGUUCUUGAAUUAACUGUGCCAAACUUCUGUAAAGCUGUACGGUAAUUCUGUAGAACGACAGUUCACUUCUGUGGGCACAACAUUUUUUAUUUUUUUUUAAACCAGGUAUUUGUCUAUAGGUACUCUGUUCCUUCUCCAAACUUAAAGGUUUGGAGGCCAUCAGAGAGGAAUCUUACCAUCUAGGAAUAGUCUAGAACCUAAUUUAUAAUACAGUUUGAGGAAAUUCUGGGUUUUGUUUUAUUUUUCAAUGAUUUUGAGAGCUGUAUUUUGUGUAGUUUGGUUUUGUUUUGCUUACUUUAAACCAUAUCUGAAUUGGGACUGAUUAAAUUUUGUCGUUUGUUUGUUUGUUUGUUUUUUUGACAUUACUUGUUAUUUGUUAUACCUUCUGGCAAGGUGUGCUAAAAGUAGCCAUUUUCACUCAGUACUUCAGUGCACGUCCCAAUUAUUGUAGCAGACUGUUUAAGCCAUUUAUUUUAAACAAAAAGAUAAAAUAUUUACCCCGUGUAGGAUAAUUAGUUUUCCUCUUGUCCUGUUCCCUCUAACGAAGCUGGGUGACGUGAACUCUCCCCUCUGUAGUCGGGGGCGUGGGUGCCCCGAUGCUGUGCUCUCGGGUGAGGGACGCAGCGUUCCCGUCUUCCAGGAAUUGCAUGUCUGUGAGACCCCGAGGGGGCUGCGUAGGCUGAAGCGCCGUACAACCCAAGGGUGGCUGCGGUGACUUUAGCUCCCCAGUUAAAAUGAUGUCGGGGACCGCUGUUUGGGCUAGCGGAAUACGCACUUUUGUAAGCCUCGUUCCGCUGUUGAACUGGGCAGGCAUUUUUCCAAACCGGUUUCCCAACCCUGCCUUGUUAAGGGAGGUAUCAAGGAUUGUUAAUACUUCUGAGAUGUUUUUUUUUUUUUUAGAUUCCGUGCUUUUUAAUAAUUCACAGGCCUGCAGACGAAAGAUCUGUUUAUGCCUUGGCAAAGAUAGCAAUUAAUCUGUUUAGCUGUAUGAUUUGAGUGAGUGCGGUACCUUAUUUGGGUACCAGUAAAUCCGUAGUCUUUGUGAGUUGAUCCUGUGACCUGCUUUGCUGAAAGAAACAGACUCCCUUUUAUACUAAUUUGCAG
Molecule: messenger RNA, 2986 nt
Organism: Pygoscelis adeliae (Adelie penguin)
Lineage: Eukaryota; Metazoa; Chordata; Aves; Sphenisciformes; Spheniscidae
Gene: TLCD4
Product: transmembrane protein 56
Exons: 7
Coding region: 78-866 (262 amino acids)
Biological process (GO): lipid homeostasis
Cellular component (GO): membrane; endoplasmic reticulum
Source: RefSeq, a predicted model, not a curated record